Molecule: messenger RNA, 3081 nt
Organism: Brachypodium distachyon (stiff brome)
Lineage: Eukaryota; Viridiplantae; Streptophyta; Magnoliopsida; Poales; Poaceae
Product: U-box domain-containing protein 43
Exons: 4
Coding region: 317-2737 (806 amino acids)
Biological process (GO): protein ubiquitination
Molecular function (GO): ubiquitin-protein transferase activity; protein binding
Source: RefSeq, a predicted model, not a curated record
AACGCAGAGACUAGCAGCAGCAGCAGCAGCCGAGAAGUAUCUCCGGUCCCUUCCCUUCCCGGCUCUAGCCCGCCGCCGCCGCCGUUCCCCCGCCGGCAGAUCCCCCUUGCCUACUUUCCCUUUGGAUCUGCCUCUCCUCCCCGCCGCUAUGGUUGGGUAGCAGAAUCACCCCCCCCCCCCCCCCGCCGUCGUGUGAACUGCGGUGUGGCCGCCGGUAACUCACUUUCUGCAGGAGGUUUCCCCGUCUGCCGCCGCCACUUACUUGCUGCGCUCCGGUGUCCUGGUAUUCGUCGGGCUGAGUGCUUUAGGUAAAGUGAUGGCAGAAGUUCAAGAUGGCCAUUAUGAUUCGUCUACUGACAGCUUGCGCGUGGAGCCUAUAUAUGAAUCAUUCCUGUGUCCACUCACAAAACGAAUCAUGCGGGAUCCUGUCAAUAUAGAGAGCGGUGCUACAUUUGAGCGUGAAGCCAUUUUGAAGUGGUUCAAGGAAUCUGAUAGCAGAGGAGAGAGACUUGUCUGUCCUGUUACUAGGAAGGAGCUCAGCAGCACUGAGUUGAAUCCAAGCAUUGCUCUGAGAAACACUAUUGAUGAAUGGAUGCAUCGAAAUGAGGCAGCCAAACUUGACGUGGCCCGUAAAUCCUUAACUUCUGAGAGUUCAGAAAGUGAGAUAUUGCAAGCACUUGAAUAUGUUGCGGAGAUAUGCCAGAGAAGUAGAUCCAGCAGACAUGUAGUGAGGAAGCUUGGCUUGAUAAGCUUAAUUUCCGAGUUGAUGAAGAAUAGCAGUACAAAAGUACGACAAAAGGCACUGGAAAGUCUUCGCUUUGUUACAAAAGAUAACAAUGACAACAAGGAUGAGAUUGCUGCUGGGGACAACAUUCGCACAAUCGUGAAGUUCUUAUCUCACGGGCACGUCCAAGAGAAAGAACAGGCUGUGUCUCUGUUACAUGAACUUUCGGAAUAUAAGCCUCUUUCAGAAAAAAUUGGGAGCGUUCCUGGGGCCAUACUUAUACUUGUUGGCUUGUCAAGUAGUAAAGUAGAAAACGUGUUGACAAUUGAUAGGGCUGAGAAGACACUUGUGAAUUUAGAGAGCUGUGAAAAGAAUGUUAGACAGAUGGCUGAAAAUAGUAGAUUGCGACCGCUUCUUAGGCUUCUUCUUGAAGGUUCACCUGACACACAACUGUCUAUGGCUGCCUAUCUUGGGGAGCUUGUUUUGAGCAAUGAUAUCAAGGUCCUUGUGGCACAAAAAGCAGGCUCUGCACUGGUCAAUGUUAUGAAAAGUGGGAAUAGGGAGGCCAGAGAAGCAGCUCUUAAGGCGUUGAACCAAAUUUCAUCUUAUGAUACCAGUGCAAAGAUACUAAUUGAAGCAGGUAUUCUUCCACCUCUUGUAACAGACCUCUUUACAGUUGGCAGUAAUCAGCUUCCAAUGAGGUUGAAAGAGGUAUCAGCUACGAUUCUUGCCAAUGUUGUGGCAUCCGGUGCAAAUUUUCAGUCCAUUACACUUGAUCACAACCGCCAGACCUUGGUAUCUGAAGAAAUUGUUCACAAUCUGCUUCAUCUCAUCAGCAAUACUGGACCUGCAAUCGAGUGCAAGUUACUCCAGGUCCUUGUUGGUCUAACCAGUUCUUCUAAAACUGUCCAAAACGUAGUUGAUGCCAUAAAAAGCUCAGGUGCUACUGUCAGUUUAAUUCAGUUUGUUGAAGCACCUCAAAGAGAGGUUCGCAUGGCUUCCAUCAAGCUCUUGAAUAACAUAUCACCAUAUAUGGGACAAGAACUUGCUGAUGCUUUUCGUGCAAAUUUUAGUCAGCUUAGCAGCUUGAUUAGGGUAAUUGCUGACAACAACGGGAUUUCUGAAGAGCAAGCACCGGCUGCUGGCCUCGUAGGUGAUCUUCCUCAGCAGGAUUCGGUGCUCACCAGACGUCUUGUUCAAGAUGGGGCCUUUGCCACAAUCAUAUCAAAAGUGAUAAUGAUCAGACAAGGGGAGAGUCGUGGGGGGCGUUUCGCCAACCCUUUCAUGGAAGGUCUAGUUAGGAUAAUCUCCCGGAUCACAUUUGUCUUGGAUGAUGAUCCAGAUAUCAUUGCUGUUGCUCGUGAAUACAAUCUCACUGCACUAUUUAGUGACCUGCUUCAGAUGGGUCUUGACAGUGUCCAGAUUGUCUCUGCCACUGCACUAGGGAAUCUGUCUCGCCAAUCAAAGCAUCUAACAAAGAUACUGCCACCUCCUAACCCAGGGUUGUGUUUUUCAAUAUUUCCAUGCAUCAGUCAGAGGUCUGUACCAACUGGGGUAUGUCGAGUUCAUGUUGGGAUAUGUUCUUCCAGGGAGAGCUUCUGUCUCUUGGAAGGAAAGGUGGUGGAGAAGUUGGUUGCUUGCUUGGAUCACGACAAUGAGAAAGUGGUUGAAGCCUCUCUAACAGCACUGUCCACAUUAUUGGAGGAUGGAGUGGACAUUGAGCAAGGUGUGAUGAUCUUGUGUGAUGUUGAAGGGGUCAAACCGAUUCUUGAUGUAUUAUGUGAGAACCGUUCUGAGGCACUAAGGGAGCGAGCGGUUUGGGCUGUGGAGAGGAUCCUGAGGACUCAUGAAAUUGCUUGCGAGAUCUCAGGAAACCAAAAUGUUGGUACAGCCUUAGUUGAAGCUUUCAGGCAUGGCGACUUCAGGACAAGACAAGUCGCGGAGCGAGCACUAAAGCACGUUGAUAAAUUGCCCAAUUUCUCUGGGAUAUUUUCCAAGAUUGGGACACAAUGAUCAUGUUUCACAAAAGUAGGCUAAUUUGCAUGAUAAAUCCCGGUCAAAUUGGAUCGUGUUCCCAGCUUAACCUUGUUGGUUUCGCUGACUGCUGCUCUCCAAAUAGUUCCCAAGAUGAUCAGGUUGAUUGAAUGGGAAUUGAAGGUAUUGCUUGUGUUGUAUAGUAUGGUGUAUAUUUUCCCCGCUGUAAUCUUGUUGUAUUGUAUUAUUCAGAUGGCCAGACCCAUAGCGUGACAUUCUUCUUGUGUUCAUACAAUAAUUACACGUAAGUCCCAUCUUGGGUUGAAACCCGAAAGAAAAGAAGGGAAGUCUUUGCAUGAAGGAAAUUUUGCAGUUUCUUUUCA